Messenger RNA from Dentiscutata heterogama, 1560 nucleotides. The record is from the annotation of a GenBank genome assembly. Lineage: Eukaryota; Fungi; Glomeromycota; Glomeromycetes; Diversisporales; Gigasporaceae.
AUGAAUUUUUUUCAGCGUAAUGGUAAACCCUAUUCAAAACGACAUCCACACAAGCCCUCAAUUAAUUUAAAACAACCUGAUAGUGAAUAUUCUAAAGUUUUUAAAGUUUUUGGAAAUAUAAAAUAUUGGGAUGGUUACGCUUGUCUAUUUUUUGUCGUAUGGAAUAAUGAUCCAGAUUUUCAUAAUGCACUUGGUGAAUUUAUUUAUGAAUCAUCAAUCAUUCAAAAUGAAAUAGAAAAUAUAAUGAUGAACGAUGGAUACGAUGUACGUUGCGAUAUCAUUAGAAAGUAUUUUACAGACUAUUUUCAAAGUAUAAAAUCAAAAGAUGCUGAAUUACGAAAUAAAGUGAUGAGAGAAAUUAUUAAUUAUCUUCAUGAUAAGCAUAGCUUGCCAAGCUUAAGUCAAUUCAAUAUAGAAGACAUGGAUCUGUCACAAAGGCAUCUAUUACGUUUGAUAUGUAUUUAUGGAAUUCAAUCUUGGACUUACCUAUAUUAUGCAAGAUAUAUUUCUUCAUAUCAAUGCAUGACCCAACAGAUGUUUUUAGAGACAAAAAACAGAGAGUUGACCAACGAACUUGAAGCACUUAAAAAUGAAAAAGAAAAAUCAUGGAAAACUCCGAUCAAGAAACAAUCAAGUAAAUUGUCUUUUGGAAGAACAUUACAAGAUGAAGUAAAUAUCUUACUUCAAGAAAACGAACGUUUAAGAGAUGAAGCUGCAAAACAUCAGGCUAAAUUAGGGAACGCCUUGAAUUUCUCAUGGAAAGAUGAUGAUCCUAAUCAUUCUGGUCAGUUAAUAAAAGAAAUUGAUCAUCUUAAACAUGAAUUAUCAACUUUCACUAGUGUAAAAGGAUCUAAAAUAUCUAAAAUAAAAAUUCAUACCCAAGCUGUUAAUGAGCUGUUUAAAAAAUAUAAAUGUUCAAUAACUUCUGAUGAUCCACAAAUGAAACUAAUUCUUGGUGCAGUUUUACAAAGACAUAUAUUUGAAUUUAUUCGUCAAGAAAUAUCAAAUUAUUUUGAAGAUCAACAUGGAAAUUCAUUCUACGAAAACACAAAUCUACCGAAUGAUUUACUUGAAGUUGAAAUUAUAAAAAAAACAAAAGAUUUAAUUAGUUUAACUCAUCGUUUUUCAGAAGUUAACCGAGGAAAUGACGAGUAUACACGUAUUCUUCCAAUAAAGAUACGUCAACAAAUUUACGCUGCUUUAAGUAAUAGAGGAUUUACCAAUCAAGAUCAUCCACUCAUUCAAAAAAUUGCUAAAGAUCUCUUAGAAUUAAUGGAUAAAUACAGAACCAUAGAAUCGAAAGAAAAAAAUAUUCAAUUACAAUCGAAAGCAAAGGAUAUAGUUUAUAAAAUUAUGAAUUUAUUUCAUUUUCGUAUAUAUACUCAAGAACUACCUCCAAAAGUUAUUUUUUAUGAAGGUGGUGACAUUUUUGAUAUUGAAAUUAUGGAAGAAAUCGCAUAUCUAGAGGAUUCAGAGGAUAUUGAAAUUUGUGCAUUUCCUGCAGACCGAUUAAGGCACAUACCUGGUAAAAAGCCGGUAAAUGGAUCGGACCAGACUUAG